UACAAGUCUCUUGUUUUGUCAGUGCUGUAAAAAAUUGUCAUAAUAAAACGAGUUUCCUAGCGUAUGCUACAGUAGGAUACUGUGAGGCAUGCACAACUAAGAUAGUAUAACCGGCUGCUUUUUAAAUUAUUCCGCCACAAGCGGAACUGCCUGUUAAAUUCUGAUCACUACAUGCUGCAUGUAGUGUAUGCAUUGGUUCGCAUCCUUUGUGGUUUGCUGGAUGUGCUUUCGACAGGAACCGAAGCAUCUCGCAUUGGUACGUACGCGUACAUCAUCAUCAUGGGUUAUCCUGGGGUCUUGCGUGCAACUGCACUUUUGUGGUUGUAUUUGGAUCUGACAAUCCAGCAGCUUCCGGAAGGUUCGCAUGCAAAUUACUGGAAAUCACGCAUCUCACCGGAAAUUCUGGAAAAGUAUUUAGGUCAGAAUACAACGGUCGGAUACAGCAGUCAGCACUACGAAGGUGACAUUGAUGGGAUUGAUCCAGAAGCAACGAAUUCGAGGGAGAAAACCUUCGCUAACUUCAUCAACAAAGACGAAAACGUCUGGCCAGACGGUAUCGUUCCUUACUUCGUCAGUCCCAUUUUUAAUUCCAAAGAGCGAGUUAGGAUUCGCAGAGCUCUGCGGAUGAUGUCGGAUUCCACAUCACAAUGCGUGACAUUCGUGGAGCGUACCGACCAAGAGGACUACAUUAAAUUCGUGCGCGGCAUGAAGUGUAUAUCGUAUAUUGGAAAACAGGGAAAAGAACAAAUUAUUCAGUAUCUGCCGGAAUGCGUCCGGGAAUACGGAGACAUCCAGCACGAGGUCAUGCAUGCCCUGGGUUUCUAUCACGAGAUGAGUCGCAGUGACCGCGAUGCCUACAUCACCAUCAACUACGACAAUGUAGCCGUCGGAGACACCGCAAACUUCAAUAAUUCCGAAGGUAACACUUUCGGUCUCCCCUACGAUUACACAUCGAUAAUGCAUUAUCCCUUCAACGCCUUUGCAAAGAAUCCAAACCUUCCGACAAUUAUUCCCAAAGCUAGCGGUGGACAACCGCAGUGUAUGGGCCAACGCCAUGGUUUAAGCGCAUUGGACAUCAUCAAAAUAAAGAUAGCUUACAAGUGUAUGGACCAGGCGGAUGUGGCGACAAUGGACUGGAAGAAAUAUAUGGAAACGCACCCGGUUUGCGCAACACCUGUCUUAAAACAGAACGAGGAACUGGAGUUUAACACAAGCGUAGUCUCUCCUUCCGGCGAGUACAUACUCGUUUUUCAGCCCGAUAACAACGUGGUUCUUUAUCGCAAAUGCGACAAUGCGGUCAUCUUUGCUACCGAUACUUUUGGACUAGCAAGCUUCCCCGUGCAAGUGAUCUUAGACAAAGAAGGUCAGCUAAAGGUGCGCGACGCCGAGUCUGGUAGAAACUUAUGGACAGCAUGGUCGGGAGGGAAAGGCAAGGACAAAGCGUACCCAGCAUCCAAAUUGUACCUGUCAGAUUCAGGUUAUCUGUACCUGUGCAGUAACAAAGCGGGUUGCUAUUGGCGCUCCAUUGGGUACCAUGUUAGAAGCUGCAAUGGGAAUCCGGAUUUCUUUCCUUCUGAAUCGUAUCAACACAAAGUCAUUGUUUCUGCUGGGCAGAACGUAAAGGAGAAUCGGGCUUACUAUUCGCCGGACAGACGAUUCUACGUGCGCUUCGCCGCUUCCAAGUUCUUUCUUCGGAGGAAAUGCGAUCACCGUCUUGGCUUCCAGGUUCCGACACUUACGGAGCCGAAUGAGAGCGGGCCGGUAGCUGGCCCGAUUCUUCGACUGACCUUAGGAUACGAUGGAAAACUGGCCAUGUACGAUGAAGAUGGUGAUCCGGUAUGGAGCACAACGGCAGCAGGCGACCAGUACCGAAAUGCCCAGUUGCGGUUGUAUGAUGAUGGCUUUCUGUAUUUAUGCUCCGAUGCUGGAUGUUACUGGCAGUCUAGUGGAUUCCUUGAUAACUACUGGAAGUCGUACAUCUCACCAGAAAUUCUGGACAAAUACAUAGGAAGGGAUUCCAAUUCAUUGGGCUUUAGUGACAAACUAUUUGAAGGAGACAUAGCGGGGAUUGAUAAGGAUGGUGGAUUGUCUGAUUCAUUCAUUGGGCGAGAUGCUUACGGGCCGCAACCGCAACCGAUCGAACUGGCGCCGGCAUGUGUCGUCGAAAUAGGCGACGUGCAACACGAGGUCAUGCACGCUUUGGGUUUCUUCCACGAAAUGAGUCGAUCGGACCGCGAUGAUUACGUUACCAUCAACUUUCAGAACGUGCAAGAAAAUUCCAAGAGCAAUUUUGAGUUUAAGUCCGGCAACACCUUCAAGCUACCUUACGAUUAUUCGUCAGUCAUGCACUACCCGAUAACUGCUUUUGCGAAAAACACCAGCAUCCCUACCAUAAUACCCAAGAAGAAAUGCCGGGGUAAACAGUGCAGCGCACAGUGCAUCGCUCAAAGAAAGAAUCUCAGCCCACUGGAUGCCAUCAAAAUCAAAAUCGCCUACGGCUGCAUGAAGCAAUCCGAAUUUGACGCAACCAAUUGGCUGCAGCAUAUGCAAGAUAAUCCAAUGUGUUCACAAGCCGUCCUAAAGAGCGGAUAUCAGAUGAACCCCGGCGGCAACUUUUAUUCUCCAUCAUCAUCAUUCCGAUUGAGUUUUCAGUCCGACCGCAAUCUGGUACUGUACCGCCAAUGCGAUGAAGCGGUAGCAUUCGCAACGGAUACUUAUACCGUGCCCAAUGUUACCGCGAUUCUGUACGAUGACGGACAUUUCGUAGUCAAGAACGCCAAAGGCGAUUCACUAUGGUCGACGGAAACCUGGGGAUACGGAGAUUCACAGCUGCUCUUGUCGGAUUCGGGAUACUUUUACUUGUGCAAUCAAGCCGUAGGAUGUUAUUGGCGGUCCGUUAGUUUUCACAAUCCAAACUGCAACGAAACUUCGGAUUAUCACCCAGCUGAGAUAUAUCCGUACCAAGUUGUUCUUAAAGCGGGAGAAGACUUGGACUUAGAUUCUGAAAGCUACUCUCCGAACGGCAGAUUUCGUUUAGAAGUAUACAAAGCGAAACAGUUAGUCGUGUGGCGCGAAUGUGACUAUCGGCAAAGUUUUAAAGCGUCAACUGCAAGGAAUAUCGCACGGGUCGCCAUGCAGAGCGACGGUAAUUUAGUCAUUUAUGACCAGGACAAAAAAUCCAUGUGGAGCUCCAGGACCUGGCGAGGCAACUACAUCGAUCCGGAACUGCGGUUGUACGAUAAUGGAUUUCUGUAUUUGUGUGAUUAUAAUGGCUGCUACUGGCAGUCCAGUGGUUUUCUGGAUACAUGCAGCUUGAAACGUCGUCAGAUGUCAAACAUCUGAAUGGUUUAGCUAGCUUGACUUAGAACUGUCUGAAUCCUUUAUGUUUCUGCAGCUGCUUCGUUGUUGGCAGUGA
Molecule: messenger RNA, 3415 nt
Organism: Paramacrobiotus metropolitanus
Lineage: Eukaryota; Metazoa; Tardigrada; Eutardigrada; Parachela; Macrobiotidae
Exons: 13
Coding region: 172-3342 (1056 amino acids)
Biological process (GO): proteolysis
Molecular function (GO): zinc ion binding; metalloendopeptidase activity
Source: RefSeq, a predicted model, not a curated record